Cygnus olor (mute swan) is the source of this 756-nucleotide messenger RNA. It is a transcript of the gene ANAPC11, whose product is annotated as anaphase promoting complex subunit 11. Gene Ontology annotation, biological process: feeding behavior; protein ubiquitination; positive regulation of mitotic metaphase/anaphase transition. The transcript has 3 exons. The record is from RefSeq and is a predicted model, not a curated record. The coding region runs from base 77 to 640 and encodes 187 amino acids. Gene Ontology annotation, cellular component: nucleus; anaphase-promoting complex. Gene Ontology annotation, molecular function: cullin family protein binding; ubiquitin protein ligase activity; G protein-coupled receptor binding. NCBI's taxonomy places the organism in Eukaryota, Metazoa, Chordata, Aves, Anseriformes, Anatidae.
CCGGCGGGGCGGGGCGGGCGCGGGGCGGGACUUCCGGCGGGGCGGGGCGGGCCGGGCCGGGCCGGGCGGCGGCGCGAUGCGGGUGAGGGUGCGGAGCUGGCACGGGGUCGCCUCGUGGCUGUGGGUGGCCAACGACGAAAACUGCGGCAUCUGCCGCAUGGCCUUCAACGGCUGCUGCCCCGACUCAGGUGCAGCAGCACUGCCCCAUGUGCCGCCAGGAGUGGAAGUUCAAGGAGUGACCGGCGCCGCCCCCGGCACCGUGCGUGAUGGAUGUGGCCCCCGAGCUGCGGAGCUGCCAGGCGCUGCUGGGAGUCCCCGGCACGCUCCAGUGCAAAGCGGACGUGACCUUGUCCCUGGACCCCACGGAGUGCGCGGACGCCUGAGCCAGCACCGGUGGCUCCGCAGCGACAAUAAAUGCGCUUGGACCGGAACGAUCUCGCCUGUCUUUGCAGGGGCGGGAGGUGCUGCUGAAAGCCCCUGUAGGGGUGGAGGAACCCACCGGGGUCUGGGGCACGCAGGGGCUGCCCCACCGGGCGUAGAUCCAGGGAAGCCGUGCCAGCUUGGGGAGAGAGGCUUACUGGUGCUGUGGGCACAGGGGGAUAGAGCCAAGCCUGGGGCCCCCUUGCUGGGCUCAGGAUGAGGGGACUGCCCGGGGAGAGGGAACCCAUCGAAAUGGAGCACCAGGUGCUGGAACAGCAACUGACUUCAUUGGGAAGAGGGGCCCCGAGAUCUGCAGGGCAGGCGUGGGGGGGGUUG